AUGGAAGACCAAAGAGGGGGCUUCACCCAUGUCUGGCGACGCUGGGUUACCCCUAAACCCAAUAAUCCUGAGAGAUUUUCCCAGGAUGAAAAUCAAAUGACAAUGGGUGAGCCCCAGUGGGCAGAGACACUUAGUGCAGGCACACUGGAAGAGCUGGUGGACCACUUGGUGCCUGCCCAGCUGACAGGGGAGCCCUUCUUCAUCCCCACCUUUCUGUCCAGCUACAGAAGGUUUACCAAUGCCCAGCAGGUGCUGGACCUGCUGUUCAUAAGGUUCCACAGGUGUGAAGCCCUCUUGGACUCCUAUAGAGAUGGUGAAAUCCUUCCCUAUUCCUCUGAGAAGAUCAUCCCACAAGACCAGCUCAGAAAUGCCAUCUCCUCCAUCUUGGGCACCUGGCUGGAUCUGUACUCAGAGGAUUUCUGCCAACCUCUGCAAAGUUCAUGCUUCAAGAAACUAAUGGCUUACCUGCAGUCGUACAUGCCUGGUUCUGACGUGAUAUCUCGUGUCAACACUCUCCUGGGCCAGAUGGAGGCCCUGGAGCCCAGCAAGGCUGAGUCUGAGGGUGUUUCACCAGCCCAAAAUCCUUACGAAGAGUUGACGCCAACCCAACCUGCAGCUGUGGUUCCCUGCCUAACAGGAAAACCAGUGUCAUAUUCAGAGAGCCAGCUAGCUCCAUCUGUGCCUCUGGUGCCUGUCCCAGUGGGAGUGAAAGGCUCUAGUUCUGAGUGGGAGCCCAAUUCAGAUUUAGCACAAGCCUCAGUUUGUGUGGAAAGCCCAGCAGGAGAAUUGGCCUCAGCUUCACAGCUGGAGCCAACUCCACCUGUGGCUCUGGUGCCCAGUUCAGCAGGAGAACCAUCAUCAGCUAGCUGCAACCUAGAGUCUGUGGCUCUGAUGCCAACCUCAGCAGCAGAACCAAUACCAUGUAUAAAGCUGGAACAAGAGUCAGCUCCAGCACCUGCUCUUGAGCUGGAGCCAGAUCCUGUUGUGGGUCAAGAGCCUAAGCCCUAUGCGGAACCUCUUCCAGAGCUGGGCACAGCAGUCCCAGGUUCCAUUGAUUCAGAGCCUGAGGAGGCAUCAGGUUCCUCAGGAGACCCUUCAAAUCUUUCUUGUGGAACCUCACAGAACUGGAUGAACAAGGAGAAGCUGGAUUUCUUGGCUUUUCCUCCUGAUCUGGUGGCCAAGCAACUCACCAUGAUGGAUGUGGAACUAUUCAAAAAGGUAGUGCCCUACCAAUGCUUGGGCUCUAUCUGGUCCAAGAGUGACAAGAAGGUCAAGGAGCACUUAGCCCCAACCGUCUGGGCCAACAUCACACACUUCAACAGCGUGUCCUCCUGUGUAAUCACAAGCUGUCUUGGGGAUCACAGCAUAAGGGCCCCAGACAGAGCUCUUCUGGUGCACCAGUGGAUCAAGGUGGCCUGGGAGUGCCUAGUGCUGAGGAACUUCUCCUCCAUGUUUGCCAUCAUCUCUGCACUGCAAAGUUCUUCCAUCCACCGCCUGAAGAGGACCUGGGAAAUGGUUUCCAGGGAUAGCUUCCAAAGAUUUCACAAACUGUCAGAGAUAAUUGCUCCAGAUAAUAACCAUACCAGGUGCAGAGAACUGCUAUUCAAGGACACUUCCAUAGUUUCCACCAAGGAGAAGAAGGCCAAGAGAGGUCUGCGGCUGUCAAAGGAGUUGGUGAGUAACGGUGCCCAAGGCCCCAGCUGUGUAAGAGAAGAGAGUUCCCCUGGAGAUCUUUUUACCUUUCCCCCACUCCUCUAUAUGCACUCUGAGAAAUGGGCUCAUGUCUUCAGCAUUCUGGCCCUGUUUUCACUGUGGAAGAGGUGCUGGACCCACCAGAACCAGGGCUAUAGAGAAGCUGGGUGGCACAGGCUACACCAGCUGGGGUUCUUUAAUGCCAGUAUGGGACAUACCCUGAUGCAGAUGCGGUUUGGAGUUCCAACUGCCACCGAGAAGCUCAACACAGAACUGCCAUAUGAUCCCCAGCAUACUCUAAUAACGAAGCCCCUGUGGGGCCUGGGAUGGCUGAGCACCUCUUGGGAGAGGAUCCAUGGGCCUAACUUACCAUCCCUACCAAUCUUACAGGUGCUAGUCAAGGGCACUAUUCCCUACCUAGGAAUUAUCCUAAAGGACCUCAUGAUGAUUGACACUGCCUUUCAGGACUUCCUGGAUGAGGGAGUAAUUAAUUUCCAGAAAUUGAGAAAGGAAUUCGAUGUGAUGGAGCAGGUGAGGCAGCUGCAGUCCACCUGCAAUUAUUAUACCUUCACACCAGAACAACACUUUCUUACCUGGUUCAGGGGCCUAGAGCGGCUCAGCGAGAAGGCCAGUUAUGACCUGUCUCUUGCACUGGAGCCCCGGACCCAGAAUAACAGCAAAAGCCUUAAUACCAAGAAGCGCUUUGGCAUUGGCAAGGCCUGGAAGAACCGCCAGGCCCAGAAAACUGACCUCAAUACUAGUGGAAGCUCCCAGUCCACACCACUGGAUCAGGCCAAGUGUGGCCCUAACAACAGCAGUGGGGACAUCCUGGAAGUGACCUCACACAAUAACAGGAAGCUGGCUGGCUCAUCUAGCUCCCACAUAGACCUCAACAGGAGCCUCAACAAAGAAUCCUCUGAAUUCCGGGAAAAGGUCUGGAAAUCAGCCUCCCCCUCAUCUCCAGGAAUUUCAGAGACCUCCUUGUCUUCCAUCACCACCUCCACACCCUCAGCCUCUACCAAAUCUGCGGCUAACAGAGGCAAUAUGAAGAGCCCUGUGUCUGAGGUUAGAAGCAAGAGCUCCACCAUGCCUUUGUAUAACCAGCAGAUAGGAGACUCCUGUGUUAUCAGGGUGAGCCUACAAGAGGACACAGGAAAUGUAUACAAAAGCAUCCUGGUGACAAACCAGGAGAAGACCCGGGAUAUCAUCCUGAAGGCCAUGAAGAAACAUUUCUUGCAUGGUUACAAUCCAGAGCACUUGGAGCUGGUCCAGAUCAUAUCAGAGGAUAGAAAGCUGAGGAUCCCUGGGGAUGCUAAUCUUUUCUAUGCCAUGAACAGCAUGGCGAAGUAUAAUUUUAUGCUGCAAAAGUCGACCUUUCCUGGAGCAACAGUCAAGCAAGGAGCCAGGUCCACCAUACAGGAAGAGAAAGGAUGGAAAAACCACAGGACACCAUUAGUGGGUGUCUCCCCUGGUUGGCCUCCAACUAAGUACUUCCAAACUCAAGUCCCCAAGCCACACUGUACUUGCCACUCUGCUCAUCUCCAGGUCACACUCAGAAUCACGUAUCCACAGUCUCCUCCUUCUGUCAGAAUUACACUUGAAAUUGGACAGUGUCCUAUCAUCCAGGACUCCCGGAAGUACCUCAGGGGCCAACUCCUGUUGAGGGUGGAGGAAUGCUCAUGA
This is a messenger RNA of Dipodomys spectabilis (banner-tailed kangaroo rat), 3375 nucleotides long. Its product is annotated as ral guanine nucleotide dissociation stimulator-like. Lineage: Eukaryota; Metazoa; Chordata; Mammalia; Rodentia; Heteromyidae. Gene Ontology annotation, molecular function: guanyl-nucleotide exchange factor activity. The record is from RefSeq and is a predicted model, not a curated record. Gene Ontology annotation, biological process: Ras protein signal transduction; positive regulation of GTPase activity. Gene Ontology annotation, cellular component: plasma membrane.